AUGCAUGCUAUGGGUAGCCAUGCACGCAUCUUCUACUCUUCCAAAAUGCUUUUCCGGCUCUUCUUUCUGCUCGAGAUCAUCGCCGUCGCAAAAGUUCAUAGCCAGCUGCCUUCAACUCAAGGCUUCAUCAGCAUCGACUGCGGCGGCUCCACGAACUACACCGACACCACCACCUUUAUACCGUAUGUCACCGACGACCCGUUCACCGACGACGGCGUCAACUCCCAAGUCGCCUCCUACUACAACAGCAUCUUCUCCCCGCAACUGACAACCCUUCGGAGCUUCCCCAACGCCACCCGGAGCUGCUACGCCCUGAAGCCGGUGAUUAAGUUCAGCAAGUACUUGCUCAGGGGCACCUUCAGGUACGGGAACUACGACGGCCAGAACAGAGCCAACACCGUGAAUCCCCUGCAGUUCGAUCUCUACUUCGAUGCUAAUUUCUGGCGAACGGUGAGCAUCACGGAUCCGAUUAGUUAUUCCUGGUACGAGGUUCUCGCGGUAGCAAUGACCGACUCUGUUUCGGUUUGUUUGGUCAACACGGGUUCGGGAACGCCGUUCAUCUCGGUGCUCGAGUUCCGGCCGCUUCCUGACGUCAUGUAUCCGGCUGUCAACAAGACGCAAUUUCUAAUCACUAACAUUCGGCGUAACGUCGGACCUCCUCCACUGAUCAUUCCUGCAUUAUUCGUAAGUGCUGUUACCGAGAUCACCACCGCUGAACACUCUGGCUUGUGUAGUGGGACCAGGUACCCGGAUGAUCCCUACGACCGGCUUUGGGAACCAUGGAUGGAUUCCGAUGCGUUUACAGUGAUCACCACCGCUGAAUCCAUCCAAAGCAGCACCAAUGAUUAUUUCCAGCCGCCGUCCAUCGUCAUGCGAAACGCUGCCACUCCUUCCGACAACUCCAGUACUAUCAUGGAGUUCUCGUGGGACCACUCCUCCUUCGGCCUUAGCGGCGACAGCGUGCACGUCAACUUCUUUUUCACAGAAUUCACGCCCAACACCACGAGGACGUUGAACAUCUAUCUCAACGACGCCAUCUGGUACUCCAACUACACUCCACCCUACCUUAGGGCAGGCAACAUUUACAACACCGGUCCCAAUGUCCCAAAUGAGGAAUACCACUGGGCUAUCAACUCCUCAGGCCUGUCCAACCUUCCUCCGAUCCUCAACGCGGAAGAAGUUUUCACUGCGAUGCAAUUCAAUCCGCUCGUGACAAACACCGACGAUGCGGAUGCCAUCAAUGCCAUCAAGGAACUAUAUCGGGUCAAGAGAAGUUGGAUAGGUGACCCAUGUGUUCCCCAACAGUACCCAUGGGAUGGAGUGAAUUGUAGCUACGGAACAAAUCCAGCAAGGAUCAUAUCAAUAAAUUUAUCUUCAAGUGCAUUGUCCGGUUCUAUAUCCUCCUCGUUUGCCAUGUUUGCAGCAAUCGAGUUCCUGGACUUAUCUUACAACAACCUAACGGGACCAAUACCUGAUGCUUUAGGAGCAUUGCCAUCACUCCAAAUCCUGUAUGAGUUGUUGAUAAUAAAAUCUUAUGAUUAGUAAACUAUGCAUAACUUUUUAAUUUUCAUAUCUUGCAGAAUUUGACGGGUAAUAAUUUUACCGGAACAAUCCCGAGAUCCCUUAUUCAAAAACAAAAUCUGAUGUUCAAGUUUGUUUCUAUCUAUUCUCAGACAUUUGUGAU
Messenger RNA from Zingiber officinale, 1684 nucleotides. Its product is annotated as probable LRR receptor-like serine/threonine-protein kinase At4g29180. The record is from RefSeq and is a predicted model, not a curated record. Gene Ontology annotation, molecular function: protein binding. The coding region runs from base 1 to 1542 and encodes 513 amino acids. The transcript is spliced from 6 exons. Lineage: Eukaryota; Viridiplantae; Streptophyta; Magnoliopsida; Zingiberales; Zingiberaceae.